GCUUCGGACUCUCAGAUCAAAAGCAGCACUCAGCAGUAACGUGCAUCAGACCAAAUGACACAGUGUGAAGACAGAGGCUCUGUGAAGCCUUUCCAACUGCGGAUGAAGAAAAUGAGGGGAUUCAGAGGACUAAGCAGAUCUUGGAGGACCGACAGCAGGAGACCUCUAAUAGAGAAUGACAUACAAGAGGACCAGGCUUCUAGCAGCUAUGACAACCUAACCCACACUUCGAACAACAACGAAGAACGACGCCGGCAGAGUGAGGAGCAGAUCACACUUCAAGAACUAGUUGAACUUCUGGGUAUGGCCCCUGAGUCCUUGACCUCAGAGGACGGAUCUCUUGGCUCAACGCGUCCUGCAGAACAGCAGAUUGUUGUUCGCCUCAUACAAACAUUUGUGAACCAGCACUUCCCGAAGCCACCGGCCACUGUGGACCAAAACCUCUAUCAGUACCUGUUUAAUGUGCAGACAACUGUGAAAAAGGAGCUUGUGAGGCUGGGUCCCCGGUUGCAAUCUGAGGGGUUGAUCGAAUGCUACCAUCGUCAGACAUUUGAUCAUCUCGAUGAUCUACUUCAAAUCAUCAGCUCCCCCGAGAAUUCCUUUGUGCUGAUGCAGUGGGUCCUACAUACAUAUCUGAGUAAGGACCUGCUUGGUCAUCCUGACCUUCAAUAUAUGGAUCCCAUAAAAAACAUUGACCUCCUGCUGUUAACCGAGUGGGUAUCGAGAGCGAGGGAAAAACUGCUUGAAAAUGUGCAGAAAGAGAUUAAACAGCGCCUUGAGAGAAUUCUGCAGAUUGAGAGAAGAAACAAUGCUGAUGAUGAACUGUAUGUAGACACAAUUCAGUGCAUUGAGGCCAUGCCCAAAGAAUUACUCAAAAUCAGCCCAAAACUGUCUGAUGAAGUGCUUGAGAUUUGUUGCAAAGAGCUGCUGAUAUUUCUAACACGGUACACCGCUGAGCAGCGUGACAUUCUUGUAGAGAAAGCAAGAAUGGACGAACCAGAAACCGAACACUUCUUCAAGACUUUGAAGAACUGUAAAAACCUCAAGGAGCACGUCCAGACCAAAGCUAAAGACUUAGGAACAUCCCCUCUCAAGGAAAUCAUGACCGAAGCUGAGGCAAAGCUUGAAGACAUGGAGGCUUUUACUUUGAAACUUCUGAGGGAAAUCGUAUCUGACAUUGCAGAGAGCCACCUCAAGAAAUACUUCAAAUCGGAUAACACUGAAUUCAUCCUCUUAAUCCAUGAGGUGAAGAAUCUUUUCUUCAAGCUUUCGAGCUAUCAGGAUGUACAAAAGAGAGUGAUGGACGAGGCCUACAAGCUCAUCGCUCACAUUUACCUCAAACGUCUCAUCCAAAUCAGGCAGAGCAAACUGAGGAAGUACUGGCAUGAUGUUAAACAAACAUUGGCUGAAGAUGCUUUGCUGCUUCACAACAACAUCUCAGAUCUGGCUCCUGGUGUUGAUCAGUGGAACCUCAUGCUGCUGAAAGUCAAAGAGCUAUUGGAAUGCAAAGACCUUGAUGCGACCAAGAUGACAGCUGCAAAAAUGUACGAGGAAUGCCGGGCGUGGAGUGAGGACCUGGAGCUCCUGCCUGCGAUACUGCAAUGGAAGGGUCUUUCUGGAUCGCAGAUUAGGGAGGUGCAGUUUGCCUUGGAGGACAUCCCUGGCUUUCAACCCAGACCCAGAACUUCAUCUGGGUUCUCCUGUUUUACCAGAUGGCUGAUCUGCUGUCCAAGAGGCUCGUCUACAACAAUCAUAGAGGACAGGGCUGAUGUCAAUUCUCAAAUCUAUGUGGUAAUAUCCUAAUCAAUGCACUGUUAGACGAUGUGUUUUUGGUAACUUCAGCUUUAAAACCAUCAAACUCUUGGGGUUUUAUUGGUUGUCAAAGUUGUCUACGUUCUUAAAUAUG
This is a messenger RNA of Anoplopoma fimbria (sablefish), 1906 nucleotides long. Its product is annotated as exocyst complex component 3-like. Bases 55 to 1803 code for a protein of 582 amino acids. Gene Ontology annotation, biological process: exocyst localization; exocytosis. Gene Ontology annotation, cellular component: exocyst. The transcript has 11 exons. Lineage: Eukaryota; Metazoa; Chordata; Actinopteri; Perciformes; Anoplopomatidae. Gene Ontology annotation, molecular function: SNARE binding. The record is from RefSeq and is a predicted model, not a curated record.